GAUGAUAUUUCUGAGCUGCCAAAAUCUAAAACCAGCCCAUCAACCAUUUCCAUACAUAUUUAGACAGUGAGUCUAUUCGAAGCUCACUGUCAGAGUUAAGGGACAUAAGGUGCACAGAUCCACAAAGGAAGUGGCCACAGAUGUUGGGGAUCUCAGUGAGAGAAUCUGACUGAAGCCACAAAUCCACAAACAAGAGAGGAGAGCACUUAUUGAUUGGAAAGGUUAGGAGCAGAAUGUCAGACUCACCGCCAUUUUACCCCAGUAGCAGCAAGUCUCAAGCAUCAACCCCUCAGGCCAGUUUACACACCUGUGUGCCCUGUGGGACCUCCUGCCAGCAGAUGGCAGAAUCACAGACUAAAGAGGUUGGGGGCGUUUGCUUCACCCGGCAAGAGAACAACACCUUCAGCUUGAAGACUACAGCUGUGAGCAGGAGACACAGCGCUGAUGAGACCAUCACUUCACAGUCAGGUUCAGCACAAGGACGAGGCUCCGUUGACUCCGACCGUUUCCACCCGUACCAUCGACAGUUUAGCGAAGGAGCAGUGACAGCCGCGGAUUGCCUCCAGCAGUGCUUGUCUUCCUUCAGUUGUCUUGAGGAGGCGUGCAGCCCUGACACUUGUUCACACGGCUCAAGCGAGAGUGCACCGCCGUCUUGGGAGCAGUACAACUGCAGCUUUCAGAGUUCGUACCCAGAAUUACCAGGCAUACCAUUAGAUCCCUCCAGUUUCCGGUCUCAAAGCUACUCAUCCUGCAGUUCAUCAAGCCCUCUACAUCAGGUCUCAUCUAGACAGUACACUAACAAUGACCAGUCCAACAGCUCAAAAUACUCCACUCAGUUACACCAGGAGAGCACCACACAACACCUCUUCCCCAAGCCCAUUUACUCAUACAGCAUCUUGAUCUUCAUGGCUCUGAAGAACAGUAAAACAGGAAGCCUGCCAGUCAGUGAGAUCUACAGCUUUAUGACUGAACACUUCCCAUAUUUCAAGACAGCUCCCGAUGGAUGGAAAAACUCUGUGCGUCACAACCUCUCCCUGAACAAGUGCUUUGUGAAGGUGGAGAACAAAAAUGGGAACUCGUCCCGCAAAGGAUGCUUGUGGGCUCUUAAUCCAGCCAAGGUGGAGAAAAUGCAGGAUGAACUGCACAAAUGGCGUCGCAAGGAUCCUAUCACUGUUCGCCGGAGUAUGGCGAAGCCGGAAUGUCUUGAUCGUCUACUUGGAGAUAAACCAGACAAGCACAGGUGUUUGCCGCCUUACACCAACCCAGCUUUGUUAUCCAGAGUGGCCCCUAUCUACAGCACCACCUCGGCCUCUUGCACACCAGCCCAGCUUCAACUGCCCUGCCUAUCCAUUCGGCGUCCACAAUAUUCACAUAUUCAACCUCAGCAACCCUGCUACCUUCCCCCUGCCGCUGCUCAGCCCAGCAAUUCAUUUGCCAUGUACUCACCCGGUGGACAACCACCUGCCACUGGAAGUCUAAACUCACCCAUGGCUGGUAAGAUGCCGCCUGUUUACAGUACGGCCCUGCAGACUGAGUACAGCCUUGGCCCCAGGAGCAUGCAGGAAUUUCCCUUGGAGGGAGAAACCAGCUGUGACAUCGACACGCUCAACCCCAGUCUUACUGACCUGCAGCUGCAAGGUAACUUAUGGGAGGAGUUAAGGGAGGACAGCCUCGUAUCUGAUCAACAAAUCACCAACACGACCCUGUCCACUACUUCUGUCCCGCAGAACCACCAUAUCCAGACCAGCUGCCUGCACGCCACACCUCCUCCCGUCCAUCGACAAAAAACACAAUACGAGAACGAAAACACAGACAGUGGACGACACUUAGAGCAGCAUGGCUCCCUGAAUGGACUGCACCCUGUGGUUUAUUCAGGGGUGGAGAGUCUGGCUGGGUAUCUGACCUCCUGUACCACAUCCAUCUCCUUAAUGUGAAGACAUGACUCUCUGGGCCCUUUCACACCUCCUGACUGGCUGAGUUCUGUGCUAACCCGAAGGGGAGACAUCAUUGCAGGCAGCUUCAUGCCACAGUAUUAGCUUGGUGGUUAUUUAAUCCAUCAGAUCUUCUGUUCAUAACUGUGCGACAGACUCUGCAGAGGGACUAGUUAUUAAGGUAUUCUCUGUUUAUAUCCACUGUCACCAACACGUUCAGUUAUUUGUCUGUUUCAAUGUAUAUCUGUUUUCCCACAUUAAAAACAAAGUGCUCCUCUUAUAUCCCAUGUUGAGCUAACAAAUACUGAUUUCAAACAUUUUAUGAAUAAAAAAGUAAACAGGAAACACUCAUUAAAUUAAAAUCAUAAUUAAAUUCCUUAAUAAUAAUUUAUUUGUGAAUUUAGCUGUUUACCUUUUAUAAACUGUAUUAUCACAGUGAUUUACAAACUUCACGUGGUCAUAAUUAAUGACUUUUUAAAUGUAUUUGUAAAGAAAACCCUGUUGUUUAUUUUGUCUUUUCAAAAGCAAUUUUCAUAUUUAAUUUCUGUGUGUCUAUUUGUAACAGAAUAAUUCCUCCACACCGUCAUGGUGCUGCUGCUUCAGCAAGAAAGUUCUGGUUUCAAACCUGAGUGGGGUUUCUCUCAAAGUCCAAAGACGUGUGUGUUAGCUUAAUUUACGUCUUUAAAUUAAAGCAUAGGUGUGAGGUUG
Messenger RNA from Scatophagus argus, 2639 nucleotides. RefSeq names its product forkhead box N1 (gene foxn1). Gene Ontology annotation, molecular function: transcription cis-regulatory region binding; DNA-binding transcription factor activity, RNA polymerase II-specific. The record is from RefSeq and is a predicted model, not a curated record. Gene Ontology annotation, biological process: regulation of transcription by RNA polymerase II. The transcript has 9 exons. Bases 234 to 1934 code for a protein of 566 amino acids. NCBI's taxonomy places the organism in Eukaryota, Metazoa, Chordata, Actinopteri, Scatophagidae.